AUGGCGCCCACCCAGACGGUGCAUCACCAUCGCUCCACAACCAAGAAACCCAACAAGUCGUUUAAGACCCGACAUGCUUCCAAGGGCGCUUUGAAGGAAUUAGACAAAGGGAAAGUCGAACGAAGCGAGCGGGGCUCGCGCAAGACCCCUCACCAACAGCUUAUGUCGAGGCUUGAUCGGAGGAACCAGGCCCGUCAGAAACAGCAGCUGAAGCACAAGGAAAAGGCGGAGGCCGUUAGUAUAUUCUCCGGUCAGAAUGGUGCUCCCCGCCAUGUCGCCAUCGUUCCUCUCUCGGUCGACAUCGACGUCGCUGCCGUCAUCAGUUCUUUGAACGAGAGUGUCGACGUUUCCGCCGAUGUUUCUCCAGAUUCUCCAUCUCGGGUGCGCGUGGAUCGUUUCCGCCAAACUCUGCAAUAUAUCCCUGCGAAAUAUGAUCUUAUGAACGCUUUGGAUGUGUGCCGGAUGGCGGAUUUUGUCAUGCUCGUGAUCUCCGCUCAGUUUGAGGUAGAGGAGCAGGGGGAAUUAUUGCUUAGGUCUAUUGAGGGCCAAGGUAUCUCGAACGUGAUUUGUGUAGCUCAGGGCCUCGAUAAAAUUAACCCUCCCAAGAAACGCCCCCAAGUUUCCGCUUCCUUAAAGUCCUUUGUGAAUCAUUUCUUUCCCUCUGUGGAUAAGGUUCUAUCUGUGGAUUCUAGACAGGAAUGUUCGAAUGCCAUUCGAUCGCUCUGUACGGCGACUCCCAAGGGUGUUCGCUGGCGUGAUGAGCGUAGCUGGAUGCUCGUUGAGAACGUGAACUGGCCCGAGGAUAAUUCCGAGGUGGUGGAUAAUGUCAUAUUGACCGGUGUUGUACGGGGUAGAGGCCUGAAAGCCGAUCGUUUGGUUCAUAUUCCCGGCUGGGGCGAUUUCCAGAUCGACUCUAUUAGCGCGGCACCUUUGCCUACCGGCCGAGCGAAGCGCGAUGACGCCAUGAAUGUUGAUGGGAACGACUCUACUCAAGUCCUGGAAGUUCCUACUGGGGACCGCGAUGAUUUAGAUAUUGUUGCACCGGAAGAGAUUGAAAUGGAGGACGAGAAUAUCUCUAUAGCCGAGACUGUGCGCAAGGGUGUCCUCCUGGACGAACAUCAUUACUUCUCCGAUGAUGAAUCUCACAUUCCCGCAAAGCCAAAGAAACUACCCAAGGGAACAUCUGAAUACCAAUCGGCAUGGUUCAUAGAUGACAUUUCUUACUCUGGGUCAGAUAUGGAGUCUGAAGAUGAGGACGAGGAGAUGGAUAUGGACACCACUGGAGCCCCUGAAGAUGGUGUAUUCCCAGACCACAACGAUGCUAUGACUGAAGCUGGUGCUACUGAGUAUCCUCAGUCAGAAAUGUUUGUUGACCGGCCGCUGGAGGACGAAACACAGCAGUUAGAGGAAUACCGGGCAAGCCGCCGAAAGGAGGCAAGUGAUGACCUUGAAUUCCCGGACGAAAUCGAGUUGCACCCGAAUGUUCUGGCCAGAGAGCGUCUGGCACGAUUUAGAGGAUUGAAGAAUUUCAAGACCAGCCCAUGGGAGACAUCGGAGGAUCGCCCCCACGAACCGGAAGAUUGGCGCCGACUCCUUCAGAUUGCAGACUACAAGGGUUCAAAGAACAAGACUAUUGCAGAAGCCCUUGUCGGUGGUGUCAGUCCUGGAACGCGUGUGGACGUCCAUCUUCGUGCUGUCCCGGCUACCCUUCGUAAUAAGCCUCAGCCACUGUCUGUGUUUUCAUUGCUUCGCCACGAGCACAAGCACACCGUAGUCAAUGUCAAUUUGACCCUGAACACUAGUGUUGAAGAGCCUCUGAAGUCAAAGGAAGAGCUGAUCAUACAGUGCGGACCUCGCCGUUUGGUAGUCAAUCCUAUCUUCUCUUCAAACGACAAUACUCCCAACAAUGUGCACAAGUUCGACCGAUACCUGCAUCCUGGUCGCAGUGCUAUCGCCACAUGGAUUGGUCCUCUAACCUGGGGCGCAGUUCCUGUCCUUGUUUUCAGGAACAAGCCCGUCCAGGACCCAGAGGUCCUCGAUUCCGCGGACGAUAACCAGCCUGACAUCGCUCAUCUGGAGCUAAUUGGUUCCGGUACUGUGGUGGCCCCAGACCAAUCUCGAGUCAUCGCAAAGCGGGCCAUCCUUACGGGCCAUCCAUUUAAGAUCCACAAGAAGGUGGUCACAGUGCGGUACAUGUUCUUCAACUCCGAAGAUAUCAGCUGGUUUAAGGCGUUGCAACUAUGGACCAAGCGAGGCCGAAGCGGGUUUAUCAAGGAAAGUCUUGGAACUCACGGUUACUUCAAGGCUACCUUCGACAACAAGCUCAACCCUCAAGACACGAUCGGUAUCAGCUUAUACAAGCGCGUGUUUCCCCGGAAGUCGCGCGCCUUGGAGGAUGUCAUUGGCUGA
Molecule: messenger RNA, 2409 nt
Organism: Aspergillus tanneri
Lineage: Eukaryota; Fungi; Ascomycota; Eurotiomycetes; Eurotiales; Aspergillaceae
Product: small subunit rRNA maturation protein TSR1
Exons: 3
Coding region: 1-2409 (802 amino acids)
Biological process (GO): ribosome biogenesis; endonucleolytic cleavage of tricistronic rRNA transcript (SSU-rRNA, 5.8S rRNA, LSU-rRNA); maturation of SSU-rRNA from tricistronic rRNA transcript (SSU-rRNA, 5.8S rRNA, LSU-rRNA)
Cellular component (GO): preribosome, small subunit precursor; nucleus
Molecular function (GO): GTPase activity; GTP binding; U3 snoRNA binding
Source: RefSeq, a predicted model, not a curated record